CAUUCUUGCGCGAGGUGGGAGUUUCCAGGAAGUGGCCAUAUUGGAUGCGCCGAGCACUUCCACUGUGUCAGUUUUUCACUCAGACGGAGAGCGCGUCCAUUUCGCCAAUACAAAUAUCAAACUCCACAUAAUGGCUGCCACUGAUACAGACGUAUUUUCUAAUGAAGACAAGCGGAACCUUAACCUAGGAGGCCAUGUUGGGUUUGACAGCCUCCCUGACCAGUUGGUCAGCAAAUCGGUAACACAGGGUUUCUGUUUCAACAUCCUCUGUGUUGGUGAAACGGGAAUUGGGAAAUCGACGCUAAUGAACACGCUUUUUAAUACAACAUUUGAAAAUGAAGAAGCAAGUCAUUACCAGAAUGGGGUGUACCUACGCCCCAGAACGUAUGACCUGCAGGAGAGCAAUGUCCACCUCAAACUUACCAUUGUGGACACAGUGGGAUUUGGGGACCAGAUCAACAAAGAAGAGAGUUACAAGCCUAUUGUGGAUUACAUUGACACACAGUUUGAAAACUACCUUCAGGAGGAACUGAAAAUCAAGCGCUCCCUCUUUAACUACCAUGACACACGCAUCCACAUCUGCCUCUAUUUUAUCGCUCCCACUGGACACUCACUCAAAUCUUUGGAUUUGGUUACCAUGAAAAAACUGGACAGCAAGGUUAAUAUAAUACCCAUAAUAGCAAAAGCAGAUACGGUUUCCAAAAGUGAGCUCCACAAGUUCAAGAUCAAGAUCAUGAGUGAGCUGGUGAGCAAUGGGGUGCAGAUCUAUCAGUUCCCCACAGAUGAUGAAGCGGUCUCUGAGAUCAACUCAUCCAUGAAUGCUCAUCUACCUUUUGCUGUGGUGGGCAGCACUGAGGAGGUUAAAGUGGGCAAUAAGAUGGUGCGUGCCAGGCAGUACCCCUGGGGAAUAGUGCAAGUGGAGAACGAGAGCCACUGUGACUUCGUGAAGCUGCGGGAGAUGCUGAUCCGGGUGAAUAUGGAGGACCUGCGGGAACAGACACAUGCCCGGCACUAUGAGCUGUAUCGCCGCUGCAAGCUUGAGGAGAUGGGCUUUAAGGAUGCAGACCCUGACAGCCAACCCUUCAGCCUACAGGAGACAUAUGAAGCAAAGAGGAAGGAGUUCCUCGGGGAACUGCAGCACAAAGAGGAGGAGAUGAGGCAGAUGUUUGUCAGUAAAGUCAAGGAAACGGAAGCAGAGCUGAAGGAGAAGGAGAGAGAGCUGCAUGAGAAGUUUGAGCAGCUGAAGCGAAUGCACCAGGAGGAGAAGAGGAAGCUGGAAGAGAAGCGGCGAGAUCUAGAGGAGGACAUGAACGCCUUCAACAGGAGAAAGAUGGCGGCAGAGACGCUGCAGGCGCAGUCGCUACAGGGCUCCUCACAGCAGCCUCUUAAGAAGGACAAGGAUAAGAAAAACUUCUUUAGUCUUCCAAGUGCGUGCUCCUUAACUUCAGGAAGGAAUUUAAAUUAGAAGAUUUUUAAAAGCCAAAUAUCCCCCAGAGAGGAGUGACUGAGUAUGUUCAGGUUUGACACAUGUAUUGAGUACUUUAAGUGUGUCAAGCAUUAAACUCCCUCUUCUUGCAUCACACUUUGAGCUCCCCCAGUCCAGUCCAGCUCAGCUCAAUCUUUGCUCUACAAGCUGGUGCACGACAGCAUGACUUCCUGUGUGACAUUCGACAGAAGCUUCCUGCAAGCGCAUCAUGUUGUUUACUGGACGUUUUUCAGCUUCGCCAACCUGCUGUUGUAAUGCCUAUUGACUAUUCAUAUCCCUGCUGUGAUGGUGUGGCUGUCAAUGUUAUUUGAUUCCCAAGCUUUUGCAGGGACCUGUGUUGGUGCCAUCAGUACAAAUCUGCACUUUGUAUCUGUCAGUUUUCACUGGCUCUCCAUAACUUAAAUGUCUCAUGAAUGCCAGUCUUGAUAUUGGUUGUGCUGAAUAAAGUCAUGGCUUUGGGUUGAAAAUGUAAUAUUGAUUUGGAAUAUUAUUACAGUAAGAAGAAAUUUGGAAUUUUCCUUCCCUCCAUUUAAUUAAUGCAUCUUCAUAUCCUCAUAAGUGCUAUCAACAAUGGUACCAUUUGUAUUUGCUUGCUACCAAUAAAGUCUUUCUAUAAACUUC
Scleropages formosus (Asian bonytongue) is the source of this 2107-nucleotide messenger RNA. RefSeq names its product septin-8-A-like. NCBI's taxonomy places the organism in Eukaryota, Metazoa, Chordata, Actinopteri, Osteoglossiformes, Osteoglossidae. The transcript is spliced from 10 exons. Bases 131 to 1465 code for a protein of 444 amino acids. The record is from RefSeq and is a predicted model, not a curated record. Gene Ontology annotation, molecular function: GTP binding.